Molecule: messenger RNA, 1554 nt
Organism: Paraphaeosphaeria sporulosa
Lineage: Eukaryota; Fungi; Ascomycota; Dothideomycetes; Pleosporales; Didymosphaeriaceae
Product: cytochrome P450
Exons: 4
Coding region: 1-1554 (517 amino acids)
Molecular function (GO): monooxygenase activity; oxidoreductase activity, acting on paired donors, with incorporation or reduction of molecular oxygen; heme binding
Source: RefSeq, a predicted model, not a curated record
AUGGGUCUGGUUGACGGAGAGCGCCUCUGGCAAUUGGCCAUAUGGACGCCGGUUGCUUUCGCCGUAUACUUUGUCGCAGUAGCAAUAUAUCGAAUAACCCUCCACCCACUUGCGAAAUACCCCGGUCCCCUCCUAUGGCGCAUCUCUCCCAUUCCCUCCAUUAUAUCACUCCUUCGAGGCCGGAUUUCUUUCGACUACAAAGUGCACCACGACAAGUAUGGCCCUGUUGUGCGCGUCAUGCCCAACGAGCUCUCCUUUAACACCGCAAAAGCAUGGGAAGACAUCUAUGGACACCGCGUCGGCAUGGCCAACAUGGACAAAGAUCCAAUCCAUGUCGGUGCUGUCGAGGCUAUCCCUGGGGCGACGAACCUGACUAUGGCACCGGAUGUCCACCAUGCGAGGCAGCGUAGAGCACUUGCCCAUGCGUUCAGUAAGCAGGCAUUGCUGGAACAGGAGCCAAUCUUGAAGGGGUAUGUAGAUCUAUUUGUGAAGAGGCUUCGGGAGAUGGCGCACAAGGGCGAAGCUGCGAACAUGGUUUCUUGGUUCAACUUCUGCACCUUCGACAUCAUUGGUGAUUUGAGCUUUGGAGAACCCUUUGGAUGCUUGCAGGAAGGCGAAGGUGGAGAAUCUGCAAAUUGGGUUGUUCUCGUGUACGAAUCGAUCAAAGCCGGCGCCCUUGAACAAGCCACUCGCCGCUUUGCUUCACCCGGGAGUCUCGGCCAGCGCUUCAUGAUGUGGUGCAUCCCGUCUAUCAUCCGAGAACGCCGCUUCAAGCAUCUGCGCAACUCGACCGAGAAAACGAACCGUCGCAUGGCCACCAAAACAGACCACCGCGACUUCAUCUGGUAUAUUCUCAAGCAGCGCGAGAAGAAGAAUGAAGUCUCCGACGACGAAGUCAUCAUGAACGCCGCGCUCUUCAUUGUUGCGGGCAGCGAAACCACCGCCACUGAACUCUGCGGCCUCACAAACUACCUCCUCCGCAACCCGGAAAAGUACGCCCGCAUCAAGGACGAGCUGCGUAGCGCCUGCAAGACUGAAGCCGACCUCAAUAUGGACGUGCUCGGCAGCCUGCCCUACAUGAAUGCCUGCAUCGAAGAAGGCCUCCGCAUCUUCCCGCCCGUCCCCAUCGGCCUCCUUCGCACCGUUCCCAAAGGCGGCUCCCUUAUUGACGGCCACAUGGUCCCUGAAAAUACCUCGGUGUGUGUCGCAUCAUGGGCCGCAGCGCACUCUGCGAACAACUUCGCGGACCCGGAUUCUUUCAUCCCUGAGCGGUUCCUCGACACGCCCGAGAGCAAGGCGCGGUAUGGCUCUGACAUCAAGAAGGCGGCGCAGCCGUUCUCCCUUGGGCCACGAGGCUGCAUCGGAAGGAAUUUGACCUAUGUCGAGCUGCGACUGAUUCUAGGCGCGUUGCUGUGGCAUUUUGACAUGGAGUUCGCGGAUGGUGCGCCGUUGUGGAAUCCGAAGGAUGAGUUCAAGGGCUUGCGAGCGUAUAACACGUGGGAGAAGAGCCCGUUGAAGGUGAAGUUGACGGACAUAAGGAAGACACCGGCUUGA